AUUUUGAUUGACAUUUAUAAUUACUCUGUGGACUGGAACUAGACGUAUUCUUGGUGGCGAACUGAAAAAUAAUUUUAUUUCCUCUUCAUUGUGAUUCGAGAUUGUUUUAAACAUUUAGAAAUUUGUAGGUACAGAUAACGCAGAAAUGGCUAGUGUUAAGUUUUUAAUGCUGUUAGCAGUUAUAUGCGCCUGUAACGGACUUGGUCAUGGCGGCUGGAUUACGACGCCGGAGCCGGUUACGAUUGAUGUGCCUAAGCGUUCUCAGGCGUCGGUGACCCCAGUAAAUGAGGAGCUCCCCGUGCCAAAAGUUGUGGCGGUAGAUUCCGAUCCUACUCUCGAGAAGAAAACAACUACCCCUCAAACGACUACAAGUUCUACUACGACUGCACCUCCUAGCCCCAGUCCAGACCCCACACCGGCCCCGACUACCACCACGCCUGCCCCGACAACCACCACACCUGUCCCGCCGACCACCACACCUGUCCCGCCGACCACCACACCUGUUCCCACCACUAAACCAACCCCUGCUCCUACAACCCCCCCUACUCCUACGCCAAAGCCUUCACCACCAGGCCCAGUGCCACCUCCAGACCAGGGCAUGUGGUCUUACACAGACAACAACAACGUUACUUGUGUUGUGGUCCAGUUUGCCGCUCAACUCAACAUCUCGUACUUCACAGAUAGCAACAAUACUAUUGAGAAAUACGUGAUCUUCGAUUUCCCGACGAACGCGAACGCCACUAACGGCAGUUGUAACGCUACUGAGCAGUGGAUCGAGUUGAGCUGGCCCUCCAAGAACGAGAGCUCGUACUCGAAUACCCUUACCCUGGUCUUCGCAGCCAACGAGACCACCAAGACUUACGAGAUGAAGGGUGUCAACAUCACUUUGAACCCUGACAUGCUGGUGAAUGCUUCUGUUACCGGUGACAUCUCCCUUUGGCACGGCAAGGGUUGGGAGACGCCCAUAGCAUCGUCAUACCGCUGCAUGCAGGCCACAUACCUCAAGCUCACCAGCAACACUAACGUCGCGGGGAUAGUGACCGUCACCAGGUUGCAGGAGGAGGCCUUCAGGAAGACCAGCUCCAGGGGUUUCAGCGCCGCCCGCGACUGCGCCGGCGACGUGCCCGACGCGGUGCCGAUCGCCGUGGGCUGCGCGCUCGGCGGGCUGGUGGUGGUGGUGCUGGUGGCCUACCUGCUGGCGCGGCGCCGCUCCGCCGUGCGGGGCUACCUGUCCAUGUAGACUGAUCACCACAGCUGAGCCAGCGAGGGAAGUCAGUGAGAAGUACUAGCUAGAAAUCCACUUCAUCGCAUUUACUGUUAAUUUGCGAGACGCGAUACAUUUGAUGUUUGCUCAAUUCUAUGUCAAACGCUCGUCAAUUGGACCUAUUUAAAGUAUUAGGGUUAUAGAUACCUGCAUAUUUGGUGACUAUAGCAGGAGGCUUAUUCUGUAACUAGAUACCUUAUUCAAGAACGUUGACAAUUCAUGUUUUAUCUCCCGUCCCUUUCUAUCGCAAUGGUUUAUUUUAAAGUUAGAAAGAGAUAGGAGAUGCCUUGUCAAACGUACGUGAAUCGACCCUAAGGAGACGUUUAGUAUUUUUUUUAAACCCUGUUUAAUAUAGUUAUCAAGUGCAGCGAUUUCUUUGAAGUUACGUUUUGCUAUGAUUCUUUGACUUAAUAAGAAUCGUUUGUACCGAAGUAAUUAUAUAAGUUAAAAAACAGUAAUGCGAGCUUUAGGCAAAAUUUGGGAGGUAAUUUUGAUUUUUUUUUUCUGAAGAAAAUACAUAGUCUGUGGAGGAGGAAAAAUAAUUUAAAAAUAAAUGUUUUGUUUUUUUUUUUUAUCGUGUAGUGAAUUUAUAAUUUUUUUUUGUGAAUAAAACGCCGGUUCACUGUGAAUGUUACUUUUUACUGUAUUUUGUUUUAGAUGUUCUUCUUAAAUUUAAGAAAUCUACCUCCCAAAUAUAAAAAACGAAAUAAUAAUAUUUUUUUUAAAUUUUUUCUAAAAUAAGAAAAUUUUUUGACAUUUAAAAUUUAAAACUGAAUUAACAUCCAGAUUAAAGAACUUAGUUCGUGUAAAGAACAAAUUGUUUAUAAAUUCGAGCAAUGCAAAGCUGAGCGUGUUAGCUGAUUCUUCGUAUAAUUUACGUUUUCAUCUAAGCCAUAAUAAAUAGUGAUAAUUUGAUUUUGUACUUGGAAAAAAAAAAUAAUAUAAUUAUAACCUAUAUUGAAUUAUUAUGAUUAAAAAAAAUAACAUGAGGAUAAUUUUAUCGGUGCAUUAAAAAAUAUUGCGAAAUAAACACGCGGUUUAUUUUGUAAAAAUUAGUCCGCCGCGUUUGUGUCGCAAUUUUUUUUUUCUGUAACACAUUUGCCGAAUUUACGCUCUCCCACGUUUGGUUUUAUAAUGUUUUGAAAUAAUAAAUAUUUAAUUUUUUGUUAAGACAUACUACUAUACAUACAUAUAUAUACAUAACCAUGACUUAAUUUUGCCUAUUGCAGUACGGGGUUAUUUUUUUAAAUAUGGGCCAUUUUUUUAACGUAAUGCUCGGUACACAUUAUUAACUUGAAAACAUUUUUAAAAAUGUACAUUUAAUUAAGAUCUUGAGAAGAAAAUUCAAGAUAUUUUGCAAUUUUUUUUUAUUUUUUUUUAUUUCGUAAAGUCCCUAUUUGGCCCCUCUUCUUUGAAAUAACAUUGUACGGCAAUAGCUUCGCGUAAUUUCGAUAAAUGUCGCCCUCAGUAACAAUUAUUAUAUGUAUCCUUUAUAUAAUACAGUGAUUUAUUUUAUCCAAAGAUUUAUUCCCAUUGCUUCAGUUAUACGCCAGUAUAACGAGUAUGUUAAUCUCAUCACACAUCUACUUAUGUAGGAAUUAAAAUUCCACAGUCCGUAAUAGUUUAUAUGAAAAUCUAGAAGUAGAUAGUAAUAUAAAGCAGUGUCUUUCUUUAUUAGAAAGUGUUCGAAAUGUAUUCUUUAAGUGUACAAGUGUACUGGUCAACUUCAUUGCUGCUCCGUGGUCCGACGCGAAAUAUGCUAUUAAAUAAGUCUAGGAUUUACAUUUUUUCAUCUCCGUUUUAUCGAUGUACGUCGACUCUGCCUUGUCUAUGGUAACCCUAAGAGCAAUCUAUGUGCAAAAUAAAGAUAAUGUUAAAAAUGGAGUAAAUUUGUGUUAGUUUUGUCUGUUAGAUGUAAAUACGAUUAAAUCGAUACUAAGUCCAUUGCAAUUAAUAAAACUGAAGAGUUGUAAUUUUAAUUUAUUAAUAAUUAUUUCUAUAAAAAUAACUUUAAAAAAAUAAUUGUUUUCUUUUCAUCAAUGUAAAUCUGACUUAAGUGCAUAUUUAGCGUCAAAGUUGCCAACACUUCCAGAUGUUAAGGUUUAAAAUUUUAACUGGCAACUUCGUUUCGCGACAUUAAGUAGUUAGGACGUUAUGUAGUCAAAAAUAGGCAAUGAAUGUUCCAGUUAUUUUCAUUGGAUGGUAGCGGGGAGUAUUAGAAGUCCUAACUUAAGGCCCAGUGUGCUUGAAAAGGUACACAAGUUUUAUAUUUUAACCAGUCUUCGAUGUCCAAAUUUUGAACCUUCUCAGACACACAGGGAGGUUCGUGAUGGAAGGAAUGUAAUUAAAAAAAAUAAAUGUUUUUUAUUGCCAA
Amyelois transitella is the source of this 3638-nucleotide messenger RNA. RefSeq names its product lysosome-associated membrane glycoprotein 1. Lineage: Eukaryota; Metazoa; Arthropoda; Insecta; Lepidoptera; Pyralidae. Bases 146 to 1240 code for a protein of 364 amino acids. The transcript is spliced from 6 exons. The record is from RefSeq and is a predicted model, not a curated record. Gene Ontology annotation, cellular component: membrane.